This is a messenger RNA of Penicillium taxi, 594 nucleotides long. Its product is annotated as anthrone oxygenase family protein. The coding region runs from base 1 to 594 and encodes 197 amino acids. The record is from RefSeq and is a predicted model, not a curated record. The transcript has 2 exons. NCBI's taxonomy places the organism in Eukaryota, Fungi, Ascomycota, Eurotiomycetes, Eurotiales, Aspergillaceae.
AUGUCCACCGACAUUAUCAUCGCGCAGCUAAUUGGAACUCUAGGUUGCGGUAUUGCAGCUGGUGGCAUUGGGACUCUAUCGCUCAUAUGCAUCCCAGGUCUUACCCUCCCAGCUCGAAGUUCUAGUCCAGGCCAUUCAAAUUCACUACCUGAAACUCCAAUCCCCCACCUGGCUCACCAAUGGCUAGAUAGUUACGAUCGUGGAAAUAAAAUCUUCCCCGGAAUCUGCACCAUCAGCUCAUUUGCAAAUGGCUAUCUUGCUUGGGCUUUGAAGGAUGUCCCGGCACCUGGUAUCAUAUGUGGUAGUUGGACUAGCCUCUAUAUUGCUGCUGUUGCGUUGAAUAUGGGCAUUGUUGUGUUCACAUUGUUGGUGAUGAAGGGAACCAAUGACCGGCUCCGGGAUAUUGCGGAGCGGAAUGAUGCUGCUAAGGACAAGGAGGUAGCUUUGAGUGAUCGGGAAAAGGCUCAGAGAGCUGAAGAGGAGAAGCAGGUACCUGUGUUACUGCAGAAGUGGACAGGGCUCAAUAUUUGCAGAGCUGCUUUCCCAUUUGCUGGUGCUGUUGUUAGCUUCUAUGGAUCUGUUUGGCUGAAAUAA